Anarrhichthys ocellatus (wolf-eel) is the source of this 578-nucleotide messenger RNA. RefSeq names its product transmembrane protein 238-like. Lineage: Eukaryota; Metazoa; Chordata; Actinopteri; Perciformes; Anarhichadidae. The transcript is spliced from 2 exons. The coding region runs from base 125 to 451 and encodes 108 amino acids. The record is from RefSeq and is a predicted model, not a curated record.
GUCAGGUUUCAGUGUCGGCUGGUGGCUUUAGAGCGUCGAUCCGGAAAAAUACAAAACGUACGAUUUCCAUUGUAAUCACCGUUGAAUUUUAUUUAUUACCAAACUGGUAACGCACCGUGCAGCCAUGGCGCCCAAAUAUGACGGCUUGUCCCACUGUAAGCUGGCUCUGGUGUUUGCAGUGCUCAUGGACCUGUUGGGUGUGAUAUCCCUGCUACUGGGAGUCUUCGCUCCACUGGAGAUCCAAGGCAGAGACUUUGGGGAUCUGCUGGUGUACUCAGGAGCUCUGCUGGUAGUAAUGUCCCUGGCAGGCUGGGUCAUGUGGUACAGUGGCAAUAUUGAGGGUCUGAUCUCCAAAAAGGAUUAUGGGAGAACUGAUGGAGUUAUGGACCGCCUUGCCCGCUCCGUGAGCCGCAGGAUACGGAUUCCCAGGACUCACAGCAACCCGACAUAGGAAGUUGGGCCCAAGGAUGCCAACUGACUGACCUGUUUUAACCAGUUGUUUUAUGUGUACUACACUCGGGGUUGUACUGUAAUAGGCUAUACUGUAAAUUCCAAUAUAUGAAGAUUAAAAAGAUGAA